Malus domestica (apple) is the source of this 2092-nucleotide messenger RNA. Lineage: Eukaryota; Viridiplantae; Streptophyta; Magnoliopsida; Rosales; Rosaceae. The record is from RefSeq and is a predicted model, not a curated record.
GUUCAUGUGGGGGUAUCUGCCCGGAGCUCUGCCGCAGAGGUCGCCGCUUCUGUCGCCGACGGUCGUGCGGACGGCCGGAGCUGAGUACGCGUGGAAGGAUGUGUGCGGUGGCGGCUGCGGCUUCGCCAUGGCCAUUUCAGUCGGAAUUUCAAACUGGUUGCAUCGGGGAUGCAAGAACCAGCUAGCUCUGGGUUCGAGUGGCAUUUCACCCCUAACCACAACUCAUUCGCUGAUCGGGCACACUGUCUUGGCAAACCGGCUUUAACCCGCAUUUGCUUUAAUUUGUGGCAGUUGAUACACUAUUAUUUUUCUCCCUAAUGCUGUUUUACCAUAUCUGUUUGUGUAUGUUUUCUCUUCAAAGUGCAUUUCUUUUUGCUCUUUUACGAUUCUUUAAUGUUACAUUUUGACUCAGAACCUGGAAAGCUUAUUACAUGGGGAUCAACAGAUGAUCUGGGCCAAAGCUAUGUGACAUCUGGGAAGCACGGGGAAAAUCCGGAACCUUUUCCUCUUCCAAAUGAUGCUUCUAUUGUAAAGGCGGCCGCGGGUUGGGCCCAUUGUGUUGCAGUCACAGGUAAUGCUGAUUUCCCAACUGCAUUUUUCUCAAAAGAGUGGAUUUUAUUCAACCUAGUGAGUAAAGAAAAUGGACGAGUUUACACUUGGGGAUGGAAAGAGUGUGUUCCAUCUGGGAAGGUCUUUGGGGAGCAAUCUAUGGGGCCAGACGGUGAAAAGGAUGCAUUUGAAAGGCAGAGUUCUUUUUUGACCGAGCAAGUUAGCCCUCGCUCUCAUGGCUCACAAUCCACUGCCGGGGCAGUUUCUGCUAGUGAAGAAAGUACAAAGCGAAGAAAAUUAUCUUCAGCAAAACAAGCGGCUGAAUGUUCAUCAUCUGGUGAUGAACCUCCGUCUGCAUUGCCAUGUCUUGUGGCAUUGAAUCCGGGAGUUAGAAUAGCCAGUGUAGCUGCUGGAGGGCGCCAUACUCUGGCAUUAUCAAAUGGAGGACAAGUGUGGGGAUGGGGCUAUGGAGGUGAAGGGCAGCUUGGUCUGGGCUCCCGCAUACGUAUGGUGUCCUCUCCUCAUCCUGUACCUUGCAUUGAGUCCUCUUAUGGAAAAGAUGGAUCUGCAGGACUGUCUAGAGGAACCAUAGGUUCAGACGGAUAUGGUCUUAGGGUUCCUGGGAAUUAUGUGAAGGGGAUUGCCUGUGGAGGGCGACAUAGUGUAGUAAUCACAGAUGCUGGAGCUGUACUUGCUUUUGGGUGGGGGCUGUAUGGACAGUGUGGGCAAGGAAGCACAAAUGAUGAAUUACGCCCGACUUGUGUAUCUUCAUUACUGGGUAUCCGGAUAGAGGGUGUUGCUGCAGGACUGUGGCACACUGUCUGCAUUUCAGCUGAUGGUGAUGUUUAUGCAUUUGGCGGGAAUCAGUUUGGACAGCUGGGUACCGGAACUGAAGAAGCUGAGAUUAUACCAAGACUUUUGGAUGCUCCAGUUCUGGAAAACGUGAAUGCAAAGAUUGUUUCCUGUGGGGCGCGUCAUAGUACCAUAAUCACCGAGGAUGGGAAAGGUUUCGCCUGGGGAUGGAACAAGUAUGGUCAGCUUGGCCUGGACGAUGUGAUCGACCGCAACAUUCCGGCUCAAGUCACAAUCGACGGAUGUGUGCCGAAAAAUGUGGCGUGCGGCUGGUGGCACACCUUACUGCUUGCUGAACCUACUUGAGUUCCCCCAGUCCAAGGGCAAUCGUACAGUUUUGUUAGGUAGCCGUGUUCAAUGUCCAUUGAAGUCAGUAACUUAUUGGUUCCAUGUACAUACUGUGGUUUGGAACUGUAUAUACAUAUACGUAUACAUAUGUAUUUAUGUAUGUAUAUGCAUGUACUCAUUCUUUCACAGCGGACGUCCUCCACGAUUGGCGUAAUCUCGGGCACGGUCACGAUAUCGUAAUACGUAUCAGUUCCCAUAUGUACAACUAAGGCUGUGUAAAUUCUGGUUUAUCCAAUUGGAAGUGGCUGUGAUGUAAUCAGACGCCUCGAAAUGUUAUGUAAUCGUUGUGUAUUUUCUUAGGAAACUUGCAACUAUGUGGGGAAUGCUAUGGAAAUUUCCUUGA